AACGAGGCAUAAAUUUUAACCCAGAACCUCAUCCACAACCUGCUCCUGGGACCAGCGGGGUUUCACUGAAGAGUGACGUUCCACUAGAAGGAUUGACGGAUGAACCUGUUCCACAAGAGAAGCAGCAGGGUCUUAAAUUGUCAUUCAGGGAAUUGUUCUGACGUUUGUGGGCGUAAACUGAAGUCUAACCUGCAGCAGAAGUUUACGUGUGUGUUUGAGGGCAUCGCUCAUGCAGGAAACUCCCACACUUCUGAAUGAGUUCUACACAGAGCUCUACAUCACAGAGGGAGAGUCUUCAGAGGUCAACCAGGAACAUGAGGUCAGACACAUGGAAACAGCCUCCAUAACACCAGGUCCCAGCAGAGAAAACCAUCACAUGUGAAGACAUGUUUAAAGGUCCCAGCUCACACACAUGGAGCCAUCAGAACAGUGCUGACAAAGGGAGUGGCUGGCAUCGGGAAAACAGUGCUCACUCAGAAGUUCAGUCUGGACUGGGCUGAAGGCAAAGCCAACCAGGACAUUGACCUGGUGUUCCCGUUCACUUUCAGAGCACUCAAUGUGCUGAAGGAGAGAAGCUUCAGCUUGGUGACACUUAUUCGUCACUUCUUUAGUCAAACACAAGCAGAAACCUGCAGCUAUGAAGACCUCCAGGUGCUCUUCAUCUUUGACGGUCUGGACGAGUGCAGACUUCCUCUGGACUUCACCGAAACCAAGGCCCUGACCGACCCCACAGAGUCCGCCUCAGUGCACGUGCUGCUGGUGAACCUCAUCAGGGGGAGCCUGCUUCCCUCCGCUCGCCUCUGGAUAACCACACGACCCGCAGCGGCCAAUCAGAUCCCUGCUGAGUGCGUCUCCAUGGUGACAGAGGUCAGAGGGUUCACCGACCCACAGAAGGAACAGUACUUCAGGAAGAGGUUCAGAGACGAGGCCGACACAAUCAUCUCCCACAUCAAGACGUCCAGAAGCCUCCACAUCAUGUGCUACAUGCCGAUCUUCUGCUGGAUCUCUGCCACAGUCCUGGAGCAUCUGUUGAAAAGCAGAGGAGAGCUGCCCAAGACCCUGACUCAGAUGUACAUCCACUUCCUGGUGGUUCAGGCCAAAGUCAAGAACAUCAAGUAUGAAGAAGGAUCUGAGACAGACCCACACUGGAGUCCAAAGACCAGGAAGAUGGUGGAGUCUCUGGGAAAACUGGCCUUUGAGCAGCUGCAGAAAGGAAACCUGAUCUUCUACGAGAGUGACCUGAGUGAGUGUGGGCUGGACGCUGCAGCGGCCUCAGUGUACUCUGGAGUGUUCACACAGAUCUUUAGAGAGGAGCCAGGACUGUACCAGGACAAGGUCUACUGCUUCAUCCAUCUGAGUGUGCAGGAGUUUCUGGCUGCUCUUCAUGUCCAUCAGACCUUCAUCAACACUGGGAUCAACCUGCUGUCAGAGAAAACACGGAAGUUUACAAAGUCCAGUUUUGAAAGAAAACUAAAUCGUCUUUACCAAACAGCUGUGGACCAGGCCGUACAAAGUCCAAAUGGACACCUGGACCUGCUGCUUCGCUUUCUCCUGGGUCUUUCACUGUCGACCAAUCAGCACCUUCUGCAAGGUCUGCUGACAGAGACAGGAAGUAGCUCUCAGACCAAUCAGAAAACAGCUGAGUACAUCAAGAAGAAGCUGAGUGAGGAUGUGUCUGCAGAGAGGAGCAUCAACCUGCUCCACUGUCUGAAUGAACUGAAUGAGUGUUAAAUUAUGUGACUGGAGUGUGUUGGUGCUGGGAGGUUGGCACCAGGGCUCAGAAAGUAUUUCUGUGAUCUCACUCUGGAUCCAAACACAGCGAACAGAAAACUCAAACUGUCUGACAACAACAAGAAGAUGACACGUGUGAAAGAGCAGCGGCCGUAUCCAGAUCAUCAGGACAGAUUUGAGACUGGUCGCUGUUGCUGGGAGGUCGACUGGAGUGGAGGAGUUUCUAUUUCGGUGUCUUACAGAAGAGUCAAAAGGAAAGGAGACAGUGUCAGUUUGUUUGGACACAGUGGUCAGUCCUGGAGCUUGAACACUUCUAAAGACGGUUCCUCUGUUUGACAUAAUAACAAACGAGUCUCUCAUCCCUGGUCCUCUUCUUGUGGGAGAGUAGCAGUGUUUGUGGACUGUCCUGCUGGUUCUCUGUGCUUCUACACAGUCUCCUCUGACCAACUGACCCACCUCCACACCUUCAACACCACAUUCACCCAGCCUCUGUUCUCUGGAUUUGUGUUCUGGUCUUAUGGUUCCUCAGUGUCUCUGUGUGCUCCAACAGACUCAGCCUCCUCUAUGUAAAAUAGAAUAGUCAAAUAUAAAAUACAAACAUAUUUUGUAAAUGUUGAUUUUAUUUGUAUUAUACAUCUUAUAAUUAUUAUUUUUUUGAUAGGAACAGACUCUUCUCAAAGACAAACUGCAGCCAUGAGCCUCACACUAGUGUCUGUAUUGAACAAAUCACUGUGUCCCAAUACGAACUUUACAAAAUCAAACAUAUGGAACCACAUGCAGUGAGUGUACAGUCUGUAUGGUACGUUGUGACCACAGCGGCUUGUCAAAGUCUGAUCCCGUCAGAACUCAGACGCUCAGCAGGACAGGGCCUGGUUAGUACUUGGCUGGGAGAUUGUUAAAUACCUGGGUGUCCUUAAUUGACUCCGUGACCCACUUUUGGGGUGUGGGUGUGGUUACGCGCUGGUGUACAAUCUCAAUAAACGGCAGCAGCUCACUUCCACUGAGUGAGUGUGUGCAGGCCAAACUAA
Molecule: messenger RNA, 2759 nt
Organism: Boleophthalmus pectinirostris (great blue-spotted mudskipper)
Lineage: Eukaryota; Metazoa; Chordata; Actinopteri; Gobiiformes; Gobiidae
Product: protein NLRC3-like
Exons: 5
Coding region: 856-1731 (291 amino acids)
Source: RefSeq, a predicted model, not a curated record